Daucus carota subsp. sativus is the source of this 3885-nucleotide messenger RNA. RefSeq lists its product as uncharacterized. The transcript is spliced from 6 exons. NCBI's taxonomy places the organism in Eukaryota, Viridiplantae, Streptophyta, Magnoliopsida, Apiales, Apiaceae. Gene Ontology annotation, molecular function: UDP-glycosyltransferase activity. Bases 150 to 2966 code for a protein of 938 amino acids. The record is from RefSeq and is a predicted model, not a curated record.
CAGCACCAAGCCCCAACUGAUCCAUGACACCAAAAGUAAAGAACAACAAAGAUAAAAUAUUCACAUUCAGCACUAUCGUUUAGCAACCAUAGUCAAUUAUUAUCGGAUUUUCCAAACUACGCGGCCGGAAAAAUCACAAUCCAAAACCAAUGGAGACAGCCCCAGCCCAACCCCAUGUCCUCAUCUUCCCCUUACCCCUCCAGGGCCCAGUGAACUCCAUGUUCAAACUCGCCGAACUCCUCUGUCUCUCCAACAUCCACGUCACUUUCCUCGUCACUCAACACAUCCACUCUCGCCUCGUACGCUUCACCGACGUCGAAUCCAGGUUCAAACGCUACCCCGGCUUCCGUCUCGAGACCAUCUCCGAUGGGUUGCCGGAGGAUCAUCCACGCGGCGACAAGUUCAUGGAGCUUUUCGAUUCUUUGAAGGUCAACACAAAGCCUUUGUUUAAGAAGUUGUUGAUGUCUGAUGGUCGGAAGAUUAGUUGUGUAAUAGCUGAUGGAAUCAUGGGGUUUACAGGUGAUGUUGCUCUUGAGAUUGGUGUGCCUUUUAUUUAUGUCAGGACUAUUAGUGCUUGUUGUCUUUGGCUCUUCUUUUGUCUUCCUAAGCUUAUUCAAUCCGGAGAGCUUCCUUUUGAUGGAGAUGAUUUGGAUACACCGAUUAAGAGUGUGGCUGGAACGGAGGAUUUUCUUAGGCGGAGAGAUUUGCCGAGUUUUUGUCGGUCUGGGGAUUUGUCACACCCAAAUAUUCAGCUGUAUAAAUCUGAAUGUGAGGAGAAUCCGCGGGCGUAUGGUUUGAUUCUCAACACAUUUGAUGAUCUUGAAGGGCCAAUUCUAGCUCAGUUGCGUAAAUUUUGUCCUAAUUUGUACACAAUUGGACCGCUCCAUACCCAUCUGAAAAUGAAACUCGCGGGAGAUAUGGCGUCUUCGGCGCCAGCAAUAUCAUCAAACAGUUUAUGGAAAGAGGAUAUGAGUUGCAUUGCAUGGCUUGAUUCACAACCUGAGAAAUCCGUGAUUUAUGUUAGUUUCGGGAGUCUUGCUUUGAUGACAAAAGAUCAGUUAUUGGAGUUUUGGUAUGGAUUAGUGAAUAGUAAAUGUAGAUUCUUGUGGGUCAUUAGGCCAGACGCAGUUGCAGGAGAAAACGAAGUUCCAGCAGAUUUAAAAGAAGGAACGAAAGAAAGAGGGUACAUUGUGGAAUGGGCACCACAGGAGGAGGUACUGGCUCACAAAUCAGUAGGCGGGUUCUUGACACAUAGUGGGUGGAACUCGACUUUAGAAAGUGUCAUUGAAGGAGUGCCCAUGAUAUGCUGGCCUUAUUUUAUGGAUCAACAAGUGAACAGUAGGUUUGUGAGUGAGGCAUGGAAGCUUGGGCUUGAUAUGAAGGAUACGUGUGAUAGAGUUAUUGUUGAGAAGAUGGUUAAAGAUUUGAUGGUGGAUAGGAAAGAUGAGUUCUCAAAGUCAGCUGAUCAGAUGGCUAUGCUGGGGAAAAAAUGUUUGGGUGAAGGAGGCUCUUCUUAUUGUAAUCUGGAACAUCUAACAAGUAGCCCAGCUCACGUUCUCAUCUUCCCUUUCCCGGUUCAAGGCCACAUGAAUUCCAUGUUCAAACUAACCGAGCUUUUAUGCCUUUCUGGUAUCCAUGUCACUUACCUCGUCACCGUCCAAAACCAUACUCGUCUCCUGCAGAACACAGACGUUGUUUCCAAGUAUACAAAGUAUCCGGGGUUCUGUUUCCAAAUGCUGCCUGAGAGCGUUUCUGCUGGAAAUGCGCUGUCCAUUGAUAUGAUAUUGAACUAUUACGAGUCAUUGAAAACUGCAAAAACAUUUCUUAGAGACCUGUUGAUUAGGGAAGGAAAAACAAAGACGGUGACUUGUCUUAUUACGGAUGGACUCAUGAAAUUCACACUUGAUGUUGGUGAGGAGACUGGUGUUCCGGUCAUCUACUUCCGAACUGCUAGUGCCUGUUCAUUUUGGGCUUACUUUUGCGCAGACAGGGUUAUUGAAGCCGGGGAAUGUCCUUUCAAAGAUGAUAUGGACCUUCCCAUCAGAAGCAUACCAGGCAUGGAAGGUUUUCUCAGGCAACGUGAUCUGCCAAGUAUGUUUCGUGCUCAUGACUUAAAUUAUAGCGCUUUCAAGAUGGUGGUUACUGAAACUCACCAAACUGUUCGAGCCCAUGCCCUAAUCCUGAACACCUUUGAGGAUCUUGAGGGAUCAACUCUGUCACAGAUACGCACUCAGAUUCCAACGAUCUACACAAUUGGACCACUACAUGCACACCUCAGGGUCCAAGCCCAAUUGGAAACAACUUCCUCCGUAUUGGCUUCUUCAAACAGCUUAUGGAAAGAGGACAGGAGCUGCAUCAAGUGGCUAGAGGACCAGCCAUUGAAGUCGGUGGUAUAUGUCAGUUUUGGAAGUCUUGCCAUUGUAACGAAAGAGCAGCUCAUGGAGUUUUGGCAUGGUCUGGUCAAUAGUGGAUACAGAUUCUUGUGGGUGAUCAGGCCGGACUCAGUAACUGAUAUGGAGGGUGGAAGAGAGUUUUCUGUAGAGCUGGAGGAAGGAACGAAGGCAAGAGGUUAUAUGGUGAAAUGGGCUCCACAAGAAGAGGUUCUAGCUCACCCUGCAAUCGGUGGAUUCCUGACUCAUAGCGGAUGGAACUCAACUUUGGAAAGUAUACACGAAGGGGUGCCAAUGAUUUGUUGGCCACAGUCUGCUGAUCAACAAAUCAAUAGCAGAUUCGUUGAGGAAAUCUGGAAGCUUGGGCUGGACAUAAAAGAUACUUGUAAUAGAGUCAUUAUUGAAAAAGCUGUUAGAGAUCUCAUGGAGGGGAGGAAGGAAGAGUUUGCCAUAUCAGCUAAGGAAAUGGCUGCAUUAGCUAGGAAGGCUGUGAAUGACGGCGGAGCUUCGCGUUGUAAUUUGAACAAGUUGAUUGAGGACAUUCAGUUGAUGAACGUGGCUGCGCGACAUGCCUAAAGUCGGACAUUAAGUUGAUCAAGCAUCCAUGUUACAUACCUCAUCACUGUCCAGAACCACUCUCGUCUCCUGCAGAACACAGACAUUGUUUCUAGGUAUGCUAAGUAUCCGGGGUUUCGUUUUCAGAUGCUGCCUGAAAACGUCUCCCAUGGAAACGCGCAGCCCAUAAAGAUAUUCCUCCAGUUGUAUGAAUCUUUGAAAACAGUACAACCAUUUCUUAGAGAUGUGCUGGUUGGCCGAGGGCAAGCAAGGCCUGUGACGUGCCUGAUCACGGAUGGACUCAUGAAAUUUACACUUGAUGUUGGGGAGGAGACUCGCGUUCCUGUUGUUUACUUUCGUACUGCUAGUGCAGCUUCUUUUUGGGCUUACUUUUGCUCUGACAAAAUUGUUGAAGGUGGUGAAUGCCCUUUUGAAGGAGACGACAUGGACUUUCCAGUCAGGAGCGUGCCAGGCAUGGAAGGUUUUCUCAGGCAACGUGAUCUGCCAAGUCCAUUUCGUGUUCCUGACAUAAACGACACAAGUAGUUUUUACAAGAUAAUGUCUGUUGAAACUCAGCAAACUGUGCGUGCUCGAGCCCUUAUACUCAAUACAUUUCAAGAUCUUGAAAAACCAAUCAUUUCUCAGCUAAGCACUCAGAUCCCAGAUAUCUACACGUUUGGACCACUUCAUGCGCACCUCAAGGCCCGGAUGGAUGUGGAAACAACUUCCUCAAUGACGGGCUCUUCAAGCAGUUUAUGGGAAGUGAACAGGAGCUGCAUGUGGCGCCCUCCAAACCCGGGUCAGAAGUUUGGGGUCCACAACAUAACAUAAACCUGUAAUUAAUAUAAAAUAUGCAGUGACCCUUAGCUGUCCAUGGAUCGCAACAGGUUAAAGUAUAAAACAAGUCACAGCAUAACUUUAAUUAUUACAAACCCAAUCC